Python bivittatus (Burmese python) is the source of this 1319-nucleotide messenger RNA. RefSeq names its product cholinergic receptor nicotinic beta 4 subunit (gene CHRNB4). Gene Ontology annotation, molecular function: transmembrane signaling receptor activity; acetylcholine-gated monoatomic cation-selective channel activity. Gene Ontology annotation, cellular component: postsynaptic membrane. Lineage: Eukaryota; Metazoa; Chordata; Lepidosauria; Squamata; Pythonidae. The record is from RefSeq and is a predicted model, not a curated record. Gene Ontology annotation, biological process: monoatomic ion transmembrane transport.
CGGGAACAGAUCAUGACCACCAAUGUCUGGCUCAACCAGGAAUGGACUGAUUAUCGCUUAGCCUGGGAACCAUCAGAAUACGAAGGCAUAAAUAAACUCAGGAUACCAGCUAAGAAAGUCUGGCUUCCGGACAUCGUGCUGUACAAUAAUGCUGAUGGUACAUACGAAGUUUCUGUUUACACAAAUGUGAUUGUCCUGUACAAUGGAAGCAUUUUAUGGCUGCCACCAGCCAUUUACAAAAGUGCCUGCAAGAUCGAAGUGAAGCAUUUCCCCUUCGACCAACAAAAUUGCACCCUAAAAUUCCGCUCUUGGACUUACGACCACUCUGAAAUUGAUAUGAUUUUGAAAACUGGCUCAGCCAGUAUGGAUGACUUCACUCCCAGUGGUGAGUGGGACAUCGUGGCCCUCCCGGGACGUAGAACAGAGAACCCUUUAGAUCCAAACUAUGUGGAUGUGACAUAUGACUUCAUCAUAAAAAGGAAGCCUCUUUUUUAUACCAUCAACCUCAUCAUACCUUGUGUGCUGAUCACAUCCUUGGCCAUCUUGGUGUUCUAUCUGCCAUCAGAUUGUGGAGAGAAGAUGACAUUGUGCAUUUCUGUUUUACUUGCUUUGACUGUUUUCUUGCUCCUGAUUUCCAAAAUCGUCCCUCCGACUUCCCUUGAUGUUCCACUGAUUGGGAAGUAUCUGAUGUUCACCAUGGUGCUGGUGACAUUCUCAAUUGUGACCAGUGUCUGUGUGCUGAAUGUCCACCACAGGUCUCCCAGCACUCACGCAAUGCCUCUGUGGGUCAAGGUAGUCUUCCUUGAGAGACUGCCAAGCUUCCUGUUCAUGAGGCGACCAGACAAUCAUUCGGCAAGCCAACGGUUGACUAACCGCAAGAGAAACAAAGCUGAGUCUCUUCCUUCCGAUUUCUCCAACACGUACAAAGGUUGUACUUACUUUGUGAACACAGCAGCAGGCCAAAAGUACGACCUGAAACUGACAGACAAUCCUGAUCACAUUAGCAGCCAUCAAGAUCUGAGGUUACGAUCAUCAGUGAAAUAUUCUCCUGAGGUCCAAGAGGCAAUUGAUGGAGUCAGUUUCAUAGCUGACCACAUGAAGAGCGAGGACAACAAUGAGAGUGUCAUUGAAGACUGGAAAUAUGUUGCCAUGGUGGUGGACAGGCUGUUCCUCUGGAUAUUUGUCUUUGUGUGUGUCCUGGGAACAACUGGAUUAUUCCUGCAGCCCCUUUUUCAAAACCACUUGCCUGCUGUAACCCCGUAAGCUGAGCUGAAUCUGGCCCCAAUGACUGCUUGCUCACAGGAUGGGAAGGAUUCUGU